Messenger RNA from Amoebophrya sp. A25, 247 nucleotides. The record is from the annotation of a GenBank genome assembly. Lineage: Eukaryota; Dinophyceae; Syndiniales; Amoebophryaceae.
GGAAGUUGCUCUACUUUAGCUGUCGUGGAUUUGUAGAUAAUCUUCUUUGUGGCUCUACUCAACGUUCACACUGUAAAAAAAAUGACAUCAACCACCCCCGGCACCACAAGAAGUACUAAUCGAGUCUCCGGCGCUUCAACAGCACCAGCAGGAUCCACUCCCUCUGCGCCGAAGAGUUUCCAGAUAAUUGGCGGAUUCCCUAGCAUUCGUAAGGGUUUUGAGCAGAGAGGAUGGGUUGCGGAUGACG